AUUCAUAAAAAAUGUGUAUAUGUUAAAUGCUAACCAAGUUUGAAAAGUAAAUCAAUUCCUUUCGCCGCUAUUGUUAUGCCUUAGCAUGCCUGAAUUUCUAAACGUUUGUAUAUUUUGCAGGAAGUCAGCCAAAAUACACAUAGUAACUUAUUUGUUAAGACAAUCUAAAAAAGCUGUGAUAAUGUUAGAUCUAACAUAUUUGAAGCGGAUUUUUAAUGUUUUUAUAUUAAGUUUAUUGAUUAUACAUGACGUCAGCAGUCAAUGUGAUGGUACUGGACCUCUAGUACUACAAUCAUCAACUUCUCCGCAGUACUUUACGUCUCCUAACUAUCCUUCAAAUUAUCUCCCUAACACAAAUUGCUCAUGGCGUAUAGAGGCACCGACUGUUGACGAUAAGAUUAUUAUCAAUGUUGAGGAUUUCAAAAUGGCAGGAACAACCGUGGAUUAUCUCAAUGUAUAUGAUUCAUCUGACGAUUCUACUACCCCUGUGAAAACGAUGUAUGAAGCAAACGCUAAUUCCUUCAAUGCUUAUGUAAGUACUACCAGUGCCUUGUAUAUAACAUUCCUCUCAAAUGAUGAUGCUGAAGUGGAUCGAGGCUUCCAGAUCCUCUUUUUCACGAGUAAUCCAGACAACCAAGCAGCAUGUGGAACCACCUUAACUGUAACCUCGCAAGAACAAGUAUUUAUGUCACCAAAUUUGCCACAGCCUUAUAACGCGAGUAUUUGUUCCUGGACAUUUUCAUCUUCAGCAGCAAUUUUGUUUCAAUUGAAGUUCCUGGAUUUGGGAGGCUGUCUUCAGAGCCACAUAACGUUCUACGACGGUCUAUCCGAUUCCGAUCCAAAGCUAAAGGAACUAUGUCACACUGCGCUUACAUACACGUUUGACAACAUUACGACGACAGGUACCGACGGCUAUAUUGCCUAUAGAGUGACUGAUCAACCAAAUGAUUAUUAUGGCUUUAUGUUGGUGUACGGAGAAAGUCAAGUAACAUCAACAACGACUUCUAUCCCGACAACAACAACAUCAGUUCCUACAACAACAACGGCUUCUCCAACAACAACCUUGACCCCUAAUAUAUUUGAUAAUUGCACGGCUUCCGGAGCGUUCUUGGCUGCAUCAAUAUCACCAAACUUUGACUACAUAUAUUCGCCUGAUUAUGAAAGUGGAGCAUAUCCAAGUAACAAAUAUUGUAGAUGGUACAUCACCGCACCUGACAACUUUGCAGUUGAAGCCUAUUUUGAUGAUGACACAUACGGUAUUGAAAGAAAUACAUACUGUCGCUAUGAUUAUGUCAUCUUUUACGACGGUAAUUCGACAAAGGACACAAUGUUAAACAAGUUUUGUGGAUUGAUUCGACCACCCACGGUUUAUAGAAGUUCAAGCACUCAAAUGUUGAUCGUCUUCAACUCAGACUAUAUCAUACAAAAAGCUGGGUUUAAAAUUAGAAUAAGGGCGGUUGACAACACUUAUCCAGGUUGUAAAGCGGAUUAUACCGCAGAAGCCGUGCUUUAUAAUAGAUUGGAAAACUACAUUUUCAACAACUAUACUUAUAUCAACAAUAUAUCGUCACCAGGAUUUGGAACAUCAGACUACCCUCUAAACGUAGAGGUAUUUUGGUUGUUUUUCAACGCUAACACCACAGGUUACAGGAUCGUCCUUGACAUUAUCAGCAUAAGUAUUGAGAGAUCAUAUAACUGUAUCUAUGAUCGACUCGUCUUGUAUGAUGGGCCAUGUAUAAAAGAUGGUAUCAAAGAUACUGUAUGUGGCUACUGGAAGAAACAAUGGAACCUUGACGGUGAAGAAUAUCUUCUUCAUUUCCAUAGUGAUAGUUAUAUUACACAAUCAGGAUUUUUGAUAAAUUAUUAUGCCGAGGAAAAGACAGUGCCAGUCGCAGACACGACAUCAACAACCACGAUUGGUCCCCCAGUUGGCGCUGUUGUCGACGCGGUUAAAGAAAUGCUAACAAAUUACUCAAACGAAAAUCUACCAGUAAGAGAUUUUAGUGAACCAGUACGAGCAGUUGUUGACUUCUAUUUCGUUGGAAUAAACGGACUUGACGAGGUAUCACAGAAGCUGACAUCUAUCGGACAAUUUGUAGUGACAUGGGAAGACCCAAGUCUAACAUGGGACCCUACCAAGCGACAAGGUGUCGUUCAGGUUCUUCUUCCUCAAAACGAUAUUUGGAAGCCGGACAUUGCAUUGAUAAAUGGGUUCACCAAGAUCACAGCCAUGGGAGCAAAGUUCAUGUUUAUAGACAUCAAUUAUAAUGGAUCAUGUAUAUGGAAACCUUACCAGGUUAUGGAUUCUGUCUGUCAUGUUGAUAUGACCCAUUACCCUUAUGACAGACAAAUAUGUAUUUUAAAAUUUGGCACAUGGUCAAGUGAUGACAGUCAAGUAAUUACAGUACUAGGAAAGCUUGGGCUGCAGAUGCAUCCAAACUUCCAAGAAAACGCUGAAUGGCGUUUAAUUUCAACUGAAACAAAGCAAAUGGUUAACAGCCUUCAUAAAAUUGUGGAGUUUCACAUUACUUUAGAACGGAAUUCAUUAUACGUGACUUACUACAUGACAAUUCCAAUCAUUAUGUUGGCUUAUAUGAACGUUUUUGUAUUUGCAGUCCCCUGUGAAUCUGGUGAGAAAACAGGAUAUAGCAUAACAAUAUUUCUUUCCCUGGUUGUCCUUUUGAUUAUCAACAAUCAGUCUUUGCCAAAUAAUUCGGACACAACUUCCCUGUUCGCUGUUUAUGUGUUGGCAAUGACAAUAUUGAGUGCAAUAGCUCUAAUAAUAAGCACGCUAGAAAUUCGAGCUAUAGCAUUUGAUGAAAGGAUGUUUCCAAUACCAAAACGCUUGAAGAAAUUUAUAGCAUUUGUAAAUAAGAUAGAAUCACUGGUUCUGUGUGACGAUGCAGAUAAUACAGAAUUUAAAACCGAGGUAGUGGAACUACGUCCUUACAGAAAAGAGAGUCCAAAAGAAAAAAGUGGAUAUAGAAGUCCUCUCCUUACCUCAAAACAUGCAGAAACAUAUGAAAAUGAUGAUAUUGAUGUAUCUGAAAGUUACGAUUUAAAAAACUCAGAACGGUUCGCCAUGCCUCGGAAUCGAAAAAAUAAUAUAGUUACUCUUGAACGCCAGACUACAUUAUUCGAAGAAAAUUCAUUGAUGAGACGUUCUGAUACACCUUCAUUCGAAAUUCAUUCACCAGUUAGUGAUGUUCAAACUACCACUGAAGAACCUUUUACAUCAAAAAAUGACAACGUUUAUUCCCGCAGCUCUCUGACUUCAGAAACACCAGAAGAGCUUUCCGAUCACCCUACAAAUGAAGAAAAUGGUAAGGAAACCGAUUCGCAUUUUGAACAAGAAUCAGACACAUCGAUGAUACACCAUUCUUCCGAACCACAGUCCAAAUAUGAAACAAAUGAUGAAGAAAGAAAUAUAGCAUUCGACCCGUAUUCAGAAACAUCAAAGAAACCUCAUACAUGCAAACAGGAUUCCAAACUGAAAAAUGACAAGAAAGAUGUCGAUUCGCUUUUUGAUUCGGAAUCCCAUUCACCGAUGGGACAAAACCUGUCUGAUGAAUCUUUUACUUUAGAAAAUGAAACUAAUUUAGAAAACAAGGAGGACAUCGAUUCUCUUUUUGACCAAGAAUUUGACACGUCUGUUACUAAUGGCUGUUAUUUGACAUCAGGUUCAGAAAGUAAACUUCCGAAAAACAAUGCAGAUAAUCAAUACGAACUACAGGCUACAGACUCCGAUAAAAAUGGUUAUUCUUUGCCACCGGAAAACGCUCAGACAUUUACUGUUGAAGUCUCUCACUCUCAAAACGUAAAAGAAUUUAAAAGAAAUGAACUUGCGAAUAAACACGACGCAGAAGCUGUUGGCAAAUAUGUUCAAACCUCUCAAGAUAAAUUACACGGACAUCGCGAUAAAAGAAUUGGCAGUGGAGACGUCGUGCAAGAAAAACAACAGUCGGGCUCAUUAAUUGAUGAAAUAACUGAGCUGCAACCCCUGACGGCAGAUGAUGUUAAAAUGAACAGGCCAAUGUCAGCAACAGAAAAUGGAGCUAUAUUUUUAAGCAAAAGCGUGUCAGACAGAGGGCUCGGAAGUGCUACAACAAGAAAUGGGAGGGCAUUGUCGGUUUCAUUUGGCCGACCCGUUUUAACAAGAGAAAGUAAUAGAGUUGUAUCUGUUUUAAGCAAGCGGCCUUUAUCAUUUGUUAGUAGGACAAGACGAUCAUCCGCGGUUUCCCAAAUUAACAACACGUACUUACUUUUUGAUACUUAUGAUGAAGAUGAUAAUGAACAAGAAAAAAGACUUAAAGAAGACAGUGAGUCCGAUCACAGCAAUGACCAUUCGAGUGAUGAGUUUAAAAGUAGCAGUCUUACAGAAAGUCUAGGAGAAAACGGUGACAAGGAGGAAGACCUUUCUUGGCCGGAUCUUGUUUCCUGUGCAGACAUUAUUUUCUUCAUAGUUUAUUUGCUAGUGACUACGGUAAUGUCUCUAGCAUUAUUCAUUACGAUGGUACAAGCUUAUUGACCUACAGAAGUUAUGUGAAUUAUAUGAGCAUAAUACAUUGGGUUUGCGUUUUGAAUGUUGUGUAAUAAUGUUCUAUUCGUGACUUCAUUUUCUCGUGUCUUUAAGUAAAUAUCACAUUUUAUCAUAUUAUUGAACUCUUGAUCACUCUGAAAUUGCGUAUCUUUAGCUAAAGAAAGAUAAAUACUACUACGUAACUCUUUAUCUUGAACGAUUACACAUGUUAAUAUGACUUCAGUCGUUGUAUAGUUAUCGUUUAAAUUUGUACUGCCUGAGUUUGAUUAAACACUAAGUAAUCUCUUUUUUGUAACAAAUAACCAUUGACUUCCUUAUUAAAUACAAUGUCUUUGAACGAUAUUGAUGCUGUUGUUAAUAUUUUGUGUCUUUUACUUAUUGUUUUGUUUUUUCCUUGUCUUCUUGACUAUGUAUGCCUAUGCUAUAUUUCAUGCAAUAAACUAUGUUUAAAUUAA
This is a messenger RNA of Ruditapes philippinarum (Manila clam), 4995 nucleotides long. RefSeq lists its product as uncharacterized. Gene Ontology annotation, molecular function: extracellular ligand-gated monoatomic ion channel activity. Gene Ontology annotation, biological process: monoatomic ion transport. The record is from RefSeq and is a predicted model, not a curated record. The coding region runs from base 86 to 4528 and encodes 1480 amino acids. The transcript is spliced from 16 exons. Lineage: Eukaryota; Metazoa; Mollusca; Bivalvia; Venerida; Veneridae. Gene Ontology annotation, cellular component: membrane.